Populus nigra (black poplar) is the source of this 1129-nucleotide messenger RNA. RefSeq lists its product as uncharacterized. NCBI's taxonomy places the organism in Eukaryota, Viridiplantae, Streptophyta, Magnoliopsida, Malpighiales, Salicaceae. The record is from RefSeq and is a predicted model, not a curated record. The transcript is spliced from 5 exons. The coding region runs from base 88 to 939 and encodes 283 amino acids.
AAAAAAUAGGAGUCUCCUCUGUUGCAGCCAAAACCAAGCAAGGAAAACAGUAGAAGAACUAACGGUUCUCUCAAAAAGUUCCUACAAAUGAAACCCAAUCUGCUGACUGCUGAUUCCUUUCUUAUUUUCAAUUCCAUAACUCUGCUAUCAAGGAAUUCUAUUCCAUUUCCCAGGAAUUCAAUUCCACACCCCAAUCACUUUCUCUCCAUAGUCUCCCCACACCCCAAUUCCUCCAAACACUCUCGUUUACUCCCAAUCUGCUCUUCUUCAAACCCCGCUAGAAAGCAAUCAAGUCCCGCCAACGAAGAGUCAUUGAAUUCCAAUGUUGAAGUUCUUGGUGGAGAUGAAUUGGAGAGGAAUUUGAAUGUCCAAGUUGCGAAUCCUGUUGUUCCUGCUUAUAUUCAGUCAUGGACCAAGCUUAGUUUGAGCGAUCAAGCUUUCUUUCUCUUAUCUUUUAUUGCUUUCACGACUUCUAUAGCAUUUACAUGCCUUGUUGCUGCUGCCGUUCCAACACUGUUUGCAGUGGGGAGAGCGGCAACAUCUCUUUCAAAGCUAGCAGAUACUGCUCGUGAGGAACUGCCCAGUACAAUGGCUGCGAUUAGGCUUUCAGGCAUGGAAAUAAGUGAUCUUACAUUGGAAUUAAGUGAUUUGAGCCAAGAGAUAACUGAUGGGGUCAAUAAAUCAGCACAAGCAGUUCAAGCAGCAGAAGCUGGAAUUCGACAGAUUGGGACACUUGCUCACCAGCAUACUAUUUCCAUGAUUCAAGAGAGGGCUAGCUUGCCAAUCAUUUCCCUGCAGCCCGUUGUUGCUGGUGCUGCAAAGAAGACUUCCCGUGCUGUUGGCCAAGCCACCAAGACCAUCAUGAAUAUUAUUUCACGAGGAGAGUUCAAUACGGAGGAGAAAGAAGAUAGAAGUAGAAUUGAUAGGGUGGAAAUAUGAGAAGUCUGACGUCGUCUGGUUUGGACAUACACGUGUCUACAUAUAGUAGAUAAACCAAGUUGUCUGCUAAAAAAAAAAAAUAAUAAAAAAAAAAAAUUAAGAAUGUAGUCUGCCUGAAUAGUUCACUCUACGUGAUGUUGCAUUGCCCCCACACCAUUUUAGAGACAAUAAAAGGAUGGUGUUCUUUCCA